CUCACGGACACAGCAGCGCCUGUCCUCCGCCGCUGCUAUAAGUCAGAAUUCACGCCAAAAGCGGCAAAAUUCUCCAAAACAUUGCGAAGAUGACUACUACUUUUCAUCUCUCGCUUCUUUUCCUUCACUCGCUUCUCGCGACGGUCCAGACCUCCGCACCGCCGUCGUCCGCCGCGAAGCCUUCGGUCGCCGGGCUCUCGGUAGGGGGUUACUUCUUCUCGCCGACGGUGAAGCCUCCGGGGUCCACCAACACUCUGUUCCUGGGCGGCGCAGGGGCGAGGGGCUUGGAGAUUCAGGGCAAGUUCGUGAACGUAACGGCCAUCGGAGUGUACCUGGAAGACAAAGCCGUGCCGUCACUUGCCGUUAAGUGGAAGGGCAAGAGUGCGGCGGAGUUGACGGAGUCUGUUGACUUUUUCCGGGAUAUCGUCACAGGUCCGUACGAGAAAUUUACGAGAGUGACGACGAUAUUGGGAUUAACCGGUCGUCAGUACUCGGAGAAGGUGGCGGAGAAUUGCGUGGCCUUGUGGAAAUCAGCGGGAGCAUAUACAGUGGCAGAGGCCAAAGCUCUGGCAGCCUUCAUGGAGGUGUUCAAGGACCUCAACUUCCCACCUGCUUCCUCCAUCCUUUUCACACAUUCCCCUCUUGGAUCCUUAACCAUAAGCUUCUCCAAGAUGAACGGGACAAUACCCAAAGAGGGAAACGCAGUGUUAGAGAACAAGGCACUAUCAGAAGCAAUAUUGGAGUCCAUCAUCGGAAAGAAUGGGGUUUCUCCCGGAGCCAAGCUGAGUUUGGCUGCCAGAUUAUCCAACCUUCUCUCCAAUUAAUUAAUUAUGAUGGAGCAGAAUGAAUAUUGUGAAGGCAUCCGGU
This is a messenger RNA of Malania oleifera, 867 nucleotides long. RefSeq names its product chalcone--flavanone isomerase-like. The transcript is spliced from 4 exons. Lineage: Eukaryota; Viridiplantae; Streptophyta; Magnoliopsida; Santalales; Ximeniaceae. Gene Ontology annotation, molecular function: chalcone isomerase activity. Bases 90 to 824 code for a protein of 244 amino acids. Gene Ontology annotation, biological process: flavonoid biosynthetic process. The record is from RefSeq and is a predicted model, not a curated record.